AGGUGGUUGGUCGAUCCAAGGACGCACUGCGGAUGGUGGCUAUUUUCAGUAGUAUUGGAAUGCAUUCCGUCCCUGAGAUGUAGCACUACUGCACUAGUAGUAUAUUCUGCAAGUUGUGACGCGCGCUACAGCCUACCGCAGCCGCUCCGGCUUAAAUAGAGGGGCAGGCCUGAGAGCGCAGAGAGCAGAGAGCAGAGAGCAGAGCGGAGCAUAGACACCGAGAAGAAUGAGGGUGGCGGUGGUUGGCGGCGGGGUGAGCGGGCUGGCGGCGGCGCAUGAGCUCGCCGCCAGCGGGGGAGACGGCGUGCGAGUGACCCUGUACGAGGAGGAGGCCAGCCUCGGCGGGCACGCCAGGACGGUGGCCGUCGAUGACGGCGCCGGCUGCGUCAAGCUCGACCUCGGCUUCAUGGUCUUCAACCAGGUAACAUAUCCGCAAAUGAUGGAAUGGUUAGAAGGGCUCGGGGUUGAGAUGGAGAGGUCAGACAUGUCUUUCUCUGUGAGCACACAAUCUAAAGGAGGCGGUGGAGGAUGUGAGUGGGGAAAUGGUAACGGUAUAUCGAGCCUCUUGGCGCAAAAAACCAACAUACUGAAACCCAGUUUUUGGCACAUGGUCUGUGAGAUACUCAAGUUCAAGAACAAUGCCCUGACGUACCUGGAGGACCAUGAACGUAACCCUGAUCUGGAUCGUAAUGAGACACUGGGGCAGUUCAUUCAGUCGCAUGGAUAUUCCCUAUCGUUUCAAGAGGCUUAUCUUAUUCCAGUCUGCACAGGCACGUGGUCAUGUUCAUCACAAGAUGUUUUGAGCCUGUCUGCUUUCUUGGUGCUGUCAUUUUGCCGUAACCAUGGCCUUCUUCAGCUGUUUCGUCACUCCCAGUUGCCCACUGUCAAGCCUAGUUCGCAGUCCUAUGUAAACAAGGUAAAAGGAGAAUUGGAGAGCAUUGGCUGUCGAAUUAAAACCAGUUGUCGGGUCAAAUCUGUUUCAAGUCUUGAUGGAGCAGCUGGCUACAGAGUCUUGGAGAAUGAUGGUUCAGUGGAAACAUACGACAGUGUCAUCUUUGGGGUCCAUGCAUCCAAUGCUCUCAAAUUAUUAGGAGCUGAAGCAUCACAUCACGAACGAAGAAUUCUAGGUGCCUGUCAGUAUGUCCAAAGAGAUAUAUACCUCCACUGCGAUCAAAAUUUGAUGCCCCGAAAAUCAGCAGCAUGGAGUGCGUGGAAUUUCCUUGGGACAACUAGUAGGGGUUUUUCUAUUACUUACUGGCUAAACCAAAUUCAGAAAUUUGAAUCGGGCAGGCCUUUCCUGGUGACACUCAAUCCCCCUUGUGUUCCGGAUCAUGUACUACUUAAAUGGAAUACAAGCCUUCCUGUUCCGUCUGUGGCCGCGGCGAAGGCUUAUCUUCAGCUUGAUCAGAUCCAGGGAAAGAGGGGAAUAUGGUUCUGUGGGGCAUAUCAAGGUCAUGGCUUCCAUGAAGACGGAUUAAAGUCUGGGAAAGCAGCGGCUCAAGGUUUGCUUGGAAAGAAAUGUGAGCUUCUGCUGAACCCAAAGAAUAUGAUUCCAUCAUGGAUUGAGGCUGGGGCACGCCUUCUAGUUGCAAGAUUUUUCAACCAAUACAUAUCCAUUGGUAACUUGAUAUUGGUCGAAGAAGGAGGUAGUGUGUUCAGCUUUGGUAAAGCUUGCGACAAAUGCCGUGUAAAAUCUGUCAUCCAAGUUCAUGACCCCUUGUUCUAUUGGAAGGUUGCAAUAGAAGGAGGCAUGGGCUUGGCAGAAUCCUAUAUUGACGGUUGUUUCUCUGUUCUUGACAAGAGAGAAGGCCUUCUAAAUCUUAUCCUGAUUCUCAUUGCUAACAGAGACGAGCGUAGGAACCGCCGCAUUGCCAGAAAAGGGUUUUGGUUGUCACCCUUCCAUGUAAUAGCUCAAUUGGCAUAUGCUAAACACUUUUUGCGCCAGGCAACAAGGAAGAACACUGCAACACAAACUCGUCGAAACAUCUCUGAGCACUAUGAUCUUAGUAACGACUUUUUUUCGCUUUUUCUGGAUAAAUCGAUGACUUACUCCUGUGCAGUUUUCAAGGAGAACGAAAGCUUAGAAGCAGCCCAACAACGUAAACUUAGCCUUCUAAUCAACAAGGCUAAAGUCAAGAGGGAGCAUCAUGUUCUUGAUAUCGGUAGCGGCUGGGGAAGUUUAGCAAUAGAAACAGUUAAGCAAACUGGCUGCAAAUACACUGGAGUCACUUUAUCGGCGGAGCAGCAUAAAUACGCAGAAAGAAAAGUAAGAGAAGCUGGCUUAGAGGACCGCAUAAAUUUUCUGCUGUGCGACUACCGUAAAAUACCACCUUUUAAGUAUGACGCAAUCAUAAGCUGUGGUAUGAUUGAACAUGUUGGCCAUGAAUACAUGGACGAAUUUUUUGCUUGCUGUGAGUCUUACUUGGCUGAAGAUGGGAUAUUGGUCCUCCAGUUCAUCUCAGUUCCAGAGGAACGGUACGAGCAAUACAGAAAAAGGCCAGACUUCAUAAAAGAGUACAUAUUCCCUGGUGGUUGCCUUCCUUCUUUGGCCCGUAUAAUGUCUGCCAUGACCGCGUCAUCAAGGUUCUGCAUAGAGCAUGUCGAGAAUAUUGGGCCCAAUUACUACACAACUCUGAUGCACUGGAGGGACAACUUCAUGGCCAACAGAGACCAAGUUUUGGCCCUGGGCUUUGAUGAAAGGUUCCUCCGUAUAUGGGAGUACUACCUCAUAUUCUCUGCGGCUGGUUUCAAGUCACGAGCAAUUGGAGAUUACCAGGUUGUUUUCUCUCGUCCAGGCAAUCGUCGUCUAGGCCAGCCUUGAUGGCCGGAGACAACAUAUCCUUCUCCGUUCAGCGGCCGAAUGGUUACUUGUCAGUACCGUACGAGAUUUUAAUAAGUCAGUCCUGGAAUGAUUCGCUCAUGCCGGAAUCCUACUCAGGUGGUUUGGUGAUCUAUCUUGUUGUUUAACCAUGCAAUGGUUAGUUUUUCGUGGGAGUGUCUUGUUAUCCAUCAAUUAACUAGAAUUUUGAGAAUUGUAUGUAAGGAACUGGUUUGUUUGCUUUAAUAUCUAUGAGGAAGAGUUGAUGUC
Hordeum vulgare subsp. vulgare (domesticated barley) is the source of this 3088-nucleotide messenger RNA. RefSeq lists its product as uncharacterized. The record is from RefSeq and is a predicted model, not a curated record. Bases 227 to 2821 code for a protein of 864 amino acids. The transcript has 24 exons. NCBI's taxonomy places the organism in Eukaryota, Viridiplantae, Streptophyta, Magnoliopsida, Poales, Poaceae. Gene Ontology annotation, molecular function: methyltransferase activity; oxidoreductase activity.